Chroicocephalus ridibundus (black-headed gull) is the source of this 2130-nucleotide messenger RNA. RefSeq names its product coiled-coil domain containing 107 (gene CCDC107). Gene Ontology annotation, cellular component: neuron projection; intracellular membrane-bounded organelle; neuronal cell body. The coding region runs from base 48 to 986 and encodes 312 amino acids. The record is from RefSeq and is a predicted model, not a curated record. The transcript has 6 exons. Gene Ontology annotation, biological process: synaptic transmission, cholinergic; protein localization to cell surface. Lineage: Eukaryota; Metazoa; Chordata; Aves; Charadriiformes; Laridae.
CCUUCGCGCCGGGCGGGCGGCUCGUUGGCAGGAGGGCGGCGGCCGCCAUGGUGCUGUCGGCGGUGCAGCAGGCGGUGGUCUCGGUGGUGCUGGUGUUCUGCCUCUUCCUCGUCAUGCCCAGGAUGUUCGGGGGAGGAGGAGGAGGUGGGGGAGGAGGAGGGGGCGGCCGGGCCGGCCGCUCUCCGCGGGGCGGCAGGGCCGUCCCCGGCCGUUACGAUCCCCGUCAGCACGGCAGAGGUAGUCCUCAGACAGUUCAUCAAGUUCACCUGAAUCCAGGAAAUUCUGACAGUAAUACUUACCAGAGUUUUCAGCAGAUGAGAAAUGCAAUGGAAAAAGAGAUAAAGAGCAAGAGAACAAGAGGAAAUGGUAGAGAGUUAGCAUUCACCCUUAUGCCGUUGUAUGCUCUUGGAGUGGGAGUGUUUGCAGCAUACAAAUUUCUUAAGAUGAAGUCACAUGAAGAAAGUCUCUCCAAACAGGAAAAAAGUACAGAAGACAAGGCAAAGGAAACAGAGCACCAGCUUUUAGAACUGGAGCAGCAUCUAGCACAGACAGAGAAAAUGUUAAAUUCUUUAUUGACUCAGUUGGAUCCACUGUCAAACUGUGUUAAUGCGCUAGCUUGUGAGCAGAAGGAUGAAAUAAUGACACAGCUCCAAUCAAUUAGACGACUGAUGAAAGAAAGUGGAUUGGAUAAAUCAGAAAACAAGAUGAAAGGUGUCAGCCACAUUUGUAAUGAGAAACUUGAAGAUCUCAUUCAGUCAUUUGCUGAACAUUCUCAAGAGGAAGACAUAGAUGACAGAGAAGAUGACAGUAAUGAAGAUUUGCCUGAGGAUGUUGAUAAUGAUUACAAAAUAGAAGAACAUGAAAUAUGUGAUGAAUGUGAAGUACACCAGUUUGAGUCAGAUGUGGUAGAAGACCAAGAAAUGAUAAACAAAGAUGCCGUUGAAUCAGAAGAGGGAGGAUUGAGGAGACGUAAUAGAUAUGAAUGAAAUCUGCAUAUGUAAAACUCUCAAAAGCUUAUGAAUUAUUUUUUUUAUAAUGUAUGCACUUUAAACUCUUUGAAUUAAGUUAUGUGCGCUGCUAUAUGCUUUAAAAAGAGGAACGAAAUACUGUCUGUGCUUGUAUCUGACGGUUCUGUAACUGACUUGAGUGGCAGCAGAAUUUCACUCAGGAUGUUUACAUAUUUUUUUCUAUUUAUUUUUGUCCUAUAAAAAUAUUUCUGUAUUCUGUAUAUAAUGCACUGUAAUUAUAUCUGAUGCUUGACUAAAAUAUUAGAAUUUCUUGUAAUUAAGACUAUAAAGGAUAGAUGUUUCAUAAAUGUUUUGUAACUAGUAAGCAUGGUGCCACUUGAACUGUGACUUUCUUGACUUCAUUAAACAGCAUGCACUGAUGUUUUAGUUCUUUGUGGAAAACUUUUCUCUAGAGGGGGAAUGAAAAGCAGUAUGGGUUAAGUCUUAGAGAUGCAUUUAUAGUCACGUUUCUUUAUUUGGUGAGAGAAAUAUAGCCAUAGACACUUUUUAAAAAUAAUUAUGUCUGAGUUUGCUGUCUGCUCAGGAAUGAUGUAUUGUUUUGUAUGUCAAUUUGAACCAUAAUAUAUUAUGCUGGAUCACUUAAUUUCUUCCCCACCUGUCACUGGUUAAACUCAGCAGCUGCCUAAUGAUUGAUAUCCAUUAGUACUAUAUCCCCAUUUCAUAUUUAUUUUAACACACUAGAAUCUGCCUUUUGAUUCAUUGUAAUACACUUUUUUUUACAUCACUAUUAACAGAUAUAUUGCUACAUAUUGUUCAAGAACUGUGUGGCUUGGCUUUGGUUUUUUUUUUUUUCAAUACAUUCUGCCAACUUGAUAGUGGCUUUUUUAAGUCAGUGUUAAGAAUUUUUUCCUUUGCCAAAUAAUUUUUAUCCAAACCUUUAUUUUCUACUAAAUUUUUGUCCACUUAAUGCACAUGCUUAUGGAACCGGCACCCUUUAAGGACAGGAAUUACAUUAGAAGUAGGUCUGACAGUACAGUGCUGUUAAAUUUUCUGGUUUAUAAUUGCAUAGGUUUUAAGUAGGCCAGUUAUAAUGCCUGAACUGUUUUGCCAUCUUUAUUCUUACAGGAAAAUAACAUGUGGAUUUGUUUUUCUGGAAGAAAUG